This is a messenger RNA of Catharus ustulatus (Swainson's thrush), 5040 nucleotides long. It is a transcript of the gene KLHL2, whose product is annotated as kelch like family member 2. The record is from RefSeq and is a predicted model, not a curated record. Bases 150 to 1721 code for a protein of 523 amino acids. NCBI's taxonomy places the organism in Eukaryota, Metazoa, Chordata, Aves, Passeriformes, Turdidae. Gene Ontology annotation, molecular function: protein binding. The transcript has 13 exons.
GAAGCGGCAGUGCCGGUGGCUCCCGGCGGCGGCUCGGCCGGGCGGGCGCAGCCGCUCCCCGCACCAGCGGCGGGGCAGCGCAGCUGGCAUGGUGCUGGCGGUAGCUCGCCGCGCCCGCGUUGCACGGAGGAAGCCCGAGCGGAACCGCGAUGGAGAUGCUGCUGCCGCCCGUAUGUACCAAACUUUGCCAUCAGAAGCCCUUGGAUCUGAAAGAUGAUAACACUGAAAUUCACUGUCCUAUUACAGUAAAUCCAUUGCACAUGAAGAAAGCUUUUAAAGUUAUGAAUGAAUUAAGAAGUCAAAACUUGCUGUGUGAUGUGACGAUAGUAGCUGAAGACAUGGAAAUUGCAGCGCAUAGAGUUGUGUUAGCCGCCUGCAGCCCCUACUUCCAUGCCAUGUUUACAGGUGAGAUGAGUGAAAGCCGAGCAAAAAAGGUACGAAUAAAGGAAGUUGAUGGCUGGACUCUAAGGAUGCUUAUUGAUUAUAUUUACACUGCUGAAAUUCAAGUUACAGAAGAAAAUGUGCAGGUACUGCUUCCAGCAGCUGGUCUCUUGCAACUGCAGGAUGUGAAGAGGACUUGCUGUGAAUUUUUGGAAUCCCAGCUUCAUCCUGUCAACUGCCUGGGGAUUCGUGCUUUUGCUGACAUGCAUGCAUGCACAGAUCUCUUGAGCAAGGCCAACACAUAUGCAGAACAGCACUUUUCCGAUGUCGUACUUAGUGAAGAAUACCUCAAUCUUGGUGUAGAGCAGGUGUGCAGUCUGAUAUCCAGUGACAAACUCACAAUUGCCUCAGAGGAGAAGGUAUUUGAAGCAGUGAUAGCCUGGGUGAACCAUGACAAAGAUGUAAGGCAGGAGUUAAUGGCACGUCUGAUGGAGCAUGUUCGGCUGCCUUUGCUUUCCCGGGAGUAUUUAGUUCAGAGAGUUGAAGAGGAAAUAUUGGUUAAGAACAGCAGUGCUUGUAAAGAUUACCUCAUUGAAGCUAUGAAGUAUCACUUGCUACCAACUGAGCAACGGGCAUUGAUGAAAAGCACACGGACAAAAUUGAGAACACCUGCUAGCCUCCCAAAAUUGAUGAUGGUAGUUGGGGGACAGGCACCAAAGGCAAUUCGCAGUGUUGAAUGCUAUGAUUUUAAAGAAGAACGCUGGCAUCAGGUAGCUGAAUUGCCUUCUAGAAGAUGUAGAGCAGGAAUGGUGUACAUGGGAGGCAUGGUUUAUGCUGUUGGUGGUUUCAAUGGCUCUUUGAGAGUUCGUACAGUAGAUUCCUAUGAUCCAGUGAAGGACCAGUGGACAAGUGUUGCUAACAUGCAAGACAGAAGAAGCACGCUGGGAGCAGCUGUAUUAAAUGGCCUUUUGUACGCUGUGGGAGGAUUUGAUGGGAGUACAGGUUUGUCAUCAGUUGAAGUUUACAACUUGAAGACUAACGAGUGGUUUCAUGUAGCUCCAAUGAACACAAGAAGAAGUAGUGUUGGCGUAGGUGUUGUUGGAGGGAAGCUGUAUGCUGUUGGUGGCUACGAUGGAGCAUCUCGGCAGUGCCUUAGUUCAGUAGAAUGCUAUGAUGCCAAUUCCAAUGAGUGGAGCUAUGUCGCAGAAAUGAGCACGAGGCGGAGCGGAGCAGGUUUUUUCAACCCACAGAAGUUGUUUUAUUUCUCUAGAUGCGUUCCCAUGGACUUUUUCAAGUCAAAUUCCAUGAUAUUAUUUUCUACAUUUAUUUUUUUGUGGUAAAGUCACUUUUUUUGCCAAGUACUUAAUGGUUUUUAGCAACACCCUUCAAGUAUCUACUGGUGAUUGCAUUAAUGUGCUUUAUAAUGGGAAGAGAUAUUGCUACAAAUAAAUCAGAAUUGACUUCUAGUGUGCUCAGUAUAUGAUUAAUAAUUACCCCAACUUCUCUCAUCUUACCUUCCAUUAUUCUUUGUUAACUCUGAACAGUUUUUACCUAUAUAAAGUUUAAAUUAAGUUCAAAUAAUUUCAAAAGAAAUCUAUGAAAGUACCAAAUUUGUUACUAAAAUUAAGAAUGUCUGUGAUAUUUCCAUCAUAUUGUUACAAGGUCAGCAAGCUGAUAACUCUUAUUACUAAAAGUCAUGUUUUGAUUCUAUUUCUAAACUAAAACUUCGAUGUUAAUGAAGGAAACAUAACACUGUACCUCAAGAAAACACAGUUGUCUUGUGAAACUUCUAGUAACUUAAUAUGUGCUUCUUGGAAGUAAAUUCUGGAUUAAAAACUGGACAGAGUUCCAGCAAAGGUACUGGAAAAUAUUCCUGUCCAAUACUGGCAAUUUUUGAGGAAAAUAUUUAUAUAAAAUAGCAAGUUACAAGUUAACAUUAUAAAGACAAAUAGUGUUAGUGGGUUAUGACAGUUUCAUUUUGCAGUCUGCCUGCACAAACAUUUUGUUUCAGCAUUUGGGCUUUAUUUUUUGAUACUCUGUUUUUGCAAAGUGUUGUUGUGCUUGUAGCCUAUUUAUACAGUAGAUGUUUUCAGAUUUUUUUUUUAAAUGUCGAAUCUUCUACAACUCUGAAAUUUAGUUCCUUAAAUAUACUAACUACUGGGAUCUUCCUACCCCUCUCCUCUCUUCCCUUGUCCCCGUGUUUGCUGAUUCAACUCUCUUCUGCCUUUGACCUGGUCCACUGAUUAAAAAAAAUGGAGAGGAAAACUAAAUGUAGACACUUAUUUCAGAUUCAUAUAAUUGAGUAAAAUAAUCAAUAUUCUUCUGUGCCACUCUAUUAAAUACAUGAAAAAUUAUAUUUUUGCAUGGCAGAGGAGUGGAUGCUAAUGUGACUGUUGAUUGAGUUUGACUGAAAAGGCCAAAUAGCCAAACCCACUAGAACUGUUUCAACUGGCAAUCAGUGCUGGUGGUCUUAUGGGGCCUAACUAAAGAGAAUUUUGUUCCUGUAUUAAGCUUUUGGAUGUCCAAUCAUCUCAAAGAAUUUAAACUCAUCUCUUCUGUUCCUACUGCUUCAGCUUCACUCAAAACCAACUUUUCAGAGGUUAACCCUCAGUUACUCUUCUUUAGUAGCCACUGCUUCUCACUUGAUCAAUACGGGGACAAAUCUGUUUCCAGCAGCAUAUUGGGAGGAGGAACUUCAGAUCCAGAUAUAGGCCAUUUGGGAGGGCUGAGAGAUAUAAGACAGGGUCCUGAAAAAUGGGCAGGAAAGAAAAAUAACAAAGAAAGGAGAACUCAGAAGACGGCAACAAGAGGAUACAGACGGAAGGAGCAAGAAAUAAGGUAGGACCUGGAAACUGGGUGUGGGAUUAAGGGAAAAUGAAGCACUGUGUAGGAACGGAGGACAUUAUUAAAAAUAAGGAGCUGGGAAAGAAAAAAGUGGCAAUGUGGCAGAGGGAAAGCUCUACACACUGAAUAGGAAGGCCAGUAACUCUAUUGAAAGCAUGGGUGGGGGGAUUUAUAUCACAUCCCAUAUUUAAACUGAAAAUCAUAGCCCUCCUUCUAGCUCUGUAAUGUUUAAUUCUACAAAAGAUGAAUAUGGUACUAUCCUGUCUAAUAAAGUGUGAUCAGGGUGGGAGAAAGAAAAGUUGUCAUACUAUACUGUGGCAUGAUAGCUAGAAAUAAUAGCAAUAAAAGAGGAAUUAACUGGGAAGAAUAUGGGGAAAUGCUAACAGUGAAUAUUACUGAUAAAACACUAAAUAGCAUGAUUUAUAAGACUGUCCUAUUGAGAAGCUAUUUUUCAGAUUUACAGUACUAAUUAGCUUCCAUGUUUCCUUCCUCUCUUAAUUAUUAAAAUAAGAAAGUUUAGUCAUUUCAGCAGGAGUAAUUUCUCUCCACAUAUAGAAAUGGCUCUUAAAUACAGAAUUAGUAAUGUGUUUUUAAAGAUAUUUCAGCUGGUUAUUAAGGUCUCGGGGUUCUCUUUUUUCCUUUUUUUUUCUCCUUUUUUUUUUUUGACCCCCAAUAUUUUUUUCCUUUGAGGAACUUAUUUGAUUUUUCACAUUUAUAUUUCUUGUUUUCCUUUAAAAAGAUUUUAAGUAGUUCCCUUUCCAUGGAAUACUUUAUGAGCUGUGUUUGCAAAUCUGUAUCUCUGCUUUGAAUUUCAUAGUCUUAAAUGUGGCAUUUAUUAGAUCUUCCAGUAUACUUUCAUAGAAGUGCUUUUUUAGUUGUCUUUAUGAUCCAUCACUCAGAAGUUUUAAUGCAAACAAACCCCUACGUUUCUGAAAUUUAUUAUGUUUGGUUUCUAAUAAUGCAUUAUAAAGGGAGGAAUAAAUAAACAGGCCUUUGUUUCUGCUUCCCCCAUUUCCAUCUUUUCAAUAUAUGCAGCCCAAAUAGCAAGUAGAUAGAAAUAGCUUUACUCACGCCUUUAUUCCAAGCUCACAGAUUGAUAAACUUUUGUUGUAAAGUAAAGGAGACCUUAGGAUUAAAGGACAUCCUUUAAUUUCCUUUUGGAUAUUUUGAUAACUGAAGCUUGGUUCAAAGACGCUUGGUGUUCUUCAAAUCCCAGAGAAGGUACUCACUGCUAACUGUUUACUUCUGUUCCAUCUGUUUACAAGGUAUUCCAACACUUCAGUGGAAACAUCCCUAUUGUAUAAUGUCUAUCCAUUGAGCUUUUAUCCUCUGUACUGUGCGGUUUUACUUUCUAAAAGUUCACUUACACUUUAUCAUCAUGUCAGAUUUCUGUUAUGCUGGCUGAGCACAUUGUCUCAUUUACUGUCACUUCUAAUUAGUCCUAAAUUUCAACAAGCCUCAUUUUCCUGCACGUCAUUUUUUGUCCAAAAUUUUCUAAAUCUUCUGUUGCAGAACAGCUCUGGUGUUUGUAUGCUGCAAUAUGGUAGAUGGGCAUGCAAGGCAUUUUAUCAGUGUCUUGCUGUAGUUACUGUCUCUCUGCUUUAAUGCAUCCUGACCCAAAUGUUUUCUGAAAUAGUUUCCAACAUUGACUUAAUGAAGGAUUUAUGUUAGCUGACAUAUUUGUUGUUUAUCCUUUGUAUCAUUCAAAUAAUUAUCUAGUUAAUUCUGCAUAUUUUCAUAUGUUUGCAGGUGUUGGUGUGUUAAACAAUUUAUUGUAUGCAGUAGGUGGUCAUGAUGGUCCUUUAGUGAGAAAAA